GAAUAGCCGACAAUAAGUAUCAAGCCAAACCCAAACUUCCCGCGUGCGACUCAAGAGAGCCCAAUUGAGGCCUGCUUAACAAAGGCCAUGAUGGGAUUCGGCACACGGCUCCCCCGCUUAUUCGGUUAUCAAGACUUGGGGUUUCUUUGCAGAUCCCGGCAGUACAGCUGAGGGGAAACAUGUCACGUUGGUCAUCUUGCGUAUAAAAAGCCUACAGAGGGGACUGCAGGUUACCAUGUCAUUGCAACACAGAGAGUCAUCUUUCCCUCGCUUGGACUUGAUCCUCACGAGCAACCAUGUCUGAUCAAGUUAUCUACCUCGCUAUUAUCAUCGGCCUGUACGUGCUGUACAAGUUGGCCAAUUCGACUGAUCAGCCAAAGAUCAAGGGUAUCCCCGAGAUUCCCGGUGUACCACUUUUCGGAAACUUGAUUCAGUUGGGGACGGACCAUGCUAGAGUUGCGCAGAAAUGGGCCAAGAAGUACGGACCUGUCUUUCAGACACGCCUUGGGACCAAGCGAGUCAUCUAUGUCAAUUCUUAUGAGGCCGUAAAGCAUUUCUGGAUCACCCACCAGUCUGCACUCAUCUCCCGUCCCAUGUUUCACACUUUCCACUCAGUUGUUUCUUCAUCUCAAGGUUUCACUAUCGGCACUUCACCAUGGGAUGAGUCCUGCAAGAACCGCCGCAAAGCUGCCGCCACUGCCCUCAACCGUCCUGCCGUUCAAUCUUACAUGCCAAUUCUCGACCUCGAAUCUCUCGUCAGUAUCAAGGAACUUCUUGACGAUUGCAAGGACGGAAGCAAGGAUCUUGACCCAUCGCCCUACUUUGCUCGAUUUGCGCUCAAUACCUCUCUGACUUUGAACUACGGCUUCCGUAUUGACGGCGAUGUUAACUCUGAGCUUCUCCAUGAAAUCACCUAUGUUGAGCGCGAGAUUUCCAACUUCAGAUCGACUAGCAACAACUGGCAGGAUUACGUUCCGCUGCUUCGACUUUGGGGAGCGCAAAACUCAUCGGCUGAGGAAUUCAGAGUUCGACGUGACAAGUAUCUGUCUGAUCUUCUGGCCAAUCUCAAGAGUAGAAUCGACAACGGUACAGACAAGCCUUGCAUCACCGGAAACAUUCUGAAGGACCCGACCGCCAAGCUGAACGAUGCCGAGAUCAAGUCUAUCUGCCUCACUAUGGUUUCUGCGGGUCUAGAUACAGUUCCGGGUAACGUGAUCAUGGGCAUCGCAUACCUCGCAACCGAACACGGCCAGAAGAUUCAAGCCAAGGCCCUGAAGGAGAUCUACAAAGUCUACCCCAACGGCGAAGCAUGGGAGCGAUGCCUCGUGGAAGAGAAGGUUCCAUACGUCACAGCCCUCGUCAAAGAGAUCUUGCGGUUCUGGACAGUUAUUCCCAUCUGCCUGCCUCGGGAAAGCAUCAAGGAUAUCCCAUACCAGGGUGCCGUGAUCCCUGCAGGAACCAAGUUUUUCAUGAACGCCUACGCCGCAGACUAUGAUGAAACCCGAUUCGCGAAUCCCUAUGAAUUUGACCCUGAGCGAUACAUCGACGACAAGGAGGUCGGAACGCCUCAUUACGCCUAUGGUGCUGGAUCACGAAUGUGCGCUGGCUCUCAUCUUGCGAAUCGCGAGCUUUACACAGCUUUCAUCCGCCUCAUCACCGCUUUUGAGAUUCUCCCUCCCAAGGACAACAAGGACUUCCCCGUCAUGGACUGCAUCGAGUGCAACGCCAACCCAACCUCGCUGACAACGGACCCUAAGCCUUUCAAGGUCGGAUUCAAGCCGCGAGAUGAGGCCAAGGCUAGGGAAUGGAUUGCUGCUGGCGAGGAGCGAACUCAGGACAUAAGGUAAUGGUCUGGAUAAGAGUUUAAGAGAACGGGAAGUGGGCAAUGGAAGAAUUGUAAGGUUUGACAGAUGGAGAUUUAAACCCUUGCAUAGUGUUAUCUGUUGUUGUCUAAAUGAGGCAGAGUCGUUUCGCUACCCGUUUCGUUACGAGUCAUCUACACUCUACCCAUGCAGAUAUCGUCAGCUGCACCAAUUGACGCGUCUAUCCUAGCUAAAUUAAACAAAAUUUAAGGCUAAAAACUACUGAAAUGAAACGGUUUCUCACAA
This is a messenger RNA of Fusarium oxysporum Fo47, 2108 nucleotides long. Its product is annotated as cytochrome P450. Lineage: Eukaryota; Fungi; Ascomycota; Sordariomycetes; Hypocreales; Nectriaceae. The coding region runs from base 297 to 1847 and encodes 516 amino acids. Gene Ontology annotation, molecular function: iron ion binding; monooxygenase activity; oxidoreductase activity, acting on paired donors, with incorporation or reduction of molecular oxygen. The transcript has 4 exons. The record is from RefSeq and is a predicted model, not a curated record.